Messenger RNA from Dovyalis caffra, 1299 nucleotides. The record is from the annotation of a GenBank genome assembly. NCBI's taxonomy places the organism in Eukaryota, Viridiplantae, Streptophyta, Magnoliopsida, Malpighiales, Salicaceae.
AUGGAGGUUCAAAUUCUGUCACAAAAGUUUAUAAAACCAUCCAGUCAAACUCCUCAUCGCCUUAGGAACAUGAAGGUAUCAUUCAUUGAUCAACUUGCUCCUCCAGCUUAUACACCUAUGGUUCUCUACUAUUCUGCUGUCGACGGCGAACCAAUGAUAUCCGAAAGGGAUAGCAGAUUUAACCAGUUAGAACAGUCACUAUCAGAGUUACUAACGUGCUACUAUCCAUUAGCAGGAAGAUAUAUUGAAGAUAGAAACUUGGUUGAUUGUAAUGAUGAAGGGGCAUUGUUCCUGGAAGCUAAAGUGAGUGGCCAGCUUGCUCUACUUGAUCUUCAGGGAGCGGCUGGUGUUAAGCUGAUGAAUAAUUUCGUUCCAUUUGGAGAUGAAAUGGCCUUUAGUCCUGUAAUACUAGCAGUUCAAAUCAACAAGUUUGACUGUGGUGGGUUGGCCAUUGGCGUCUGCAUAUCGCAUAGAGUAGCUGAUGGUCACACAUUGGGGUCAUUCCUCAAAGCAUGGGCUACAGCUUGCCGAGCAGGGAUGCAUGAAGUGAUCCGGCCUAGUUUCGACGCAGGAGCUCUUUUUCCGGCAACAGAUGCCUUAAGGUUCGGCACUCCAGUCCCUAAAGUUGAUGGGAGUUUGAUAGUCACCAAAAGGUUUGUUUUCGAUGGAGAAACGAUUAGCAGUCUGGAGGCUAAAGUCAUGGCCUGCGCUCAUGAUUUAGACCUUAAACGCCCCCCUUCGCGAGUGGAAGUGGUGACAGCUCUGUUAUGGAAAGCUAUCAUAGGUGCGGCUCAAGCAAAACACAAACAACUAAGACCUUCUCUGCUAGCCCUUUCGUUUAAUCUUCGGGGAAAAGUGAAUCUUCCAAUUACAGAGAAUUCUUUAGGAAACCUAUACAGGAUGGUCGGUGUUCGAUUUAGUCCUGAAGAGAGUAGUUCAGAGAUGAUUCACUUGGUAACUCUACUAGGUGAUGCAGUAAACAAGGCCAACGAAGAUUGCGAAAAAGCGGCAAAUCCUGAUGAUGUGAUGGAGAAGGCCAGUAAUUCCAUGAAAGAGAUACUUAAAGAAGCAAGCAACGGGGGUGUAGAUAUCUGUGUGGUUUCUAGCUGGUGUAAGUUUCCCUUUUAUGAAAUUGAUUUUGGCUUUGGAAAACCAUCUUGGUUUAGCAGUGUGCAUAAACCUGUGGAAAUAGUCAUUCUUGCGGAUACCAAAUGUGGGAGUGGAAUUGAAGCCUGGGUGAGCUUGGAAGCGGAAAAUAUGCUUCAGUUCCAACGAGAUAUAUCAGCAUAUUACUUAUAA